AUGGCUGCGCCCAGGAGAGUUGAUGUGCUUGUACCCUCUGCGGCUUCUGGGGAUAGAGUGGGAGAAACUGCCGAAGGAGAGAGCACCCGCGUGGCGAGAACCCAGCCUGAGUCAAGGCGGAGUAUUGCCAUGGACAGCAACCACCAAAGUAAUUACAAACUCAGUAAAACUGAGAAGAAGUUCUUAAGGAAACAGAUUAAAGCCAGGCAUACUUUGCUGAGACAUGAAGGCAUUGAGACAGUAUCCUAUGCUACUCAGAGCCUGAUUGUUGCCAAUGGUGGUUUGGGUAACCGAGUGAGUAGGAACCAACUGCUCCUGGUGUUAGAGAAGUGUGGAUUGGUGGAUGCUCUCUUAAUGCCACCUAAUAAGCCCUACUCAUUUGUAAGAUACAAAACUGUAGAAGAAUCCAAGAAAGCCUAUGAUACUCUCAAUGGAAAAGAAAUAGUGGUUGACUUAGGACAAAAGAUUAUUCUGUACUUGAAUUUUGUGGAAAAAGCACAGUGGAAAGAGUUGGGGCUUCAAGCCUUGCCUCCAGGCCUCAUGGUAAUAGAAGACAUUAUUUCUUCUGAGGAUGAGAAAAUGCUUUUGGAAAGUGUUAACUGGACAGAAGAUACAGACAAUCAAAAUUUUCAAAAAUCCUUAAAACACAGAAGAGUAAAGCAUUUUGGCUAUGAAUUCCACUAUGAGAACAACCAUGUAGAUAAAGAUAAGCCAUUACCUGGGGGUCUUCCGGACAUUUGUGAUAGCAUUUUGGAGAAAUGGUUGAAGGAAGGUUUCAUUAAACAUAAACCUGAUCAACUGACUGUUAACCAGUAUGAACCUGGGCAUGGAAUUCCUGCUCAUAUUGACACACAUUCUGCGUUUGAGGAUGAGAUCGUUUCUCUCAGUUUGGGGUCAGAGUAUAUGAUUCAGUCCCUUCAACAACUUUUGAGUAGUAGAGGGUAA
Messenger RNA from Globicephala melas (long-finned pilot whale), 945 nucleotides. It is a transcript of the gene ALKBH8, whose product is annotated as alkB homolog 8, tRNA methyltransferase. Gene Ontology annotation, biological process: demethylation. NCBI's taxonomy places the organism in Eukaryota, Metazoa, Chordata, Mammalia, Artiodactyla, Delphinidae. Gene Ontology annotation, molecular function: RNA binding; demethylase activity; 2-oxoglutarate-dependent dioxygenase activity. The record is from RefSeq and is a predicted model, not a curated record.